GUUUUUUGCAAUUUGAGAAACAUCAAAGCCGGUAGCCGAUUCCGAUUCCUAACACUAAAAGGUUUAUCCCGAGUGCAAAAGGAAGCAAAACUCAAUGGAAAUGGAAGCCUCCAAUGCCAUCACCGGUAGUUUCGAUUAUGAAAUUCUGGCGGAAAUCGGCGAAGGAGCCUACGGUAAAGUUUACAAAGCCAGGCAUCUAAAGAACAAACUCGAUUUUGUCGCAAUAAAAAAAAUAAAACUGGAAAAAGGUGCCGAUCGAAAUGGAGUCCCGUCGUUCAUGAUACGAGAGGUGGCCGUUUUGAGAAAAAUAAACACUUUCGACCACCCGAACAUUGUCAGGUUGCUUGAUGUGUGUGCUUCGUGCAGCGCAAAGGAAUUAGAUUUGACUCUCGUGUUUGAAUAUAUCGACAUGGAUUUAGCGUCCUAUCUGAAGAGCGUUCCCGAGUGUGGACUGCCCCGUGAAAAGAUUCGGGGCGUGAUGUGGCAGCUGCUGAGCGGCCUGGAUUUCCUGCACACCCACAUGGUGAUUCACCGCGACCUGAAGCCGGAAAACAUUUUGAUCAGCAGCCGGGGACGGAUUAAAGUGACGGACUUCGGCCUGGCGCGCCUCUACAGUUUCAACAUGGCGCUGACGCCCGAAGUCGUCACGUUGUGGUACAGAGCUCCGGAGAUUCUCCUUUACUCCAGCUACCUCUCAUCUGUGGACGUGUGGAGCGCUGGCUGUGUGUUUGCUGAGCUGCAUCUGCUCAGGCCGUUGCUUUGUGGAUAUUCAGAACUGGAGCAGCUGAAGAAGAUAUUUGAGUUUAUCGGAGCCCCCCCACAAGAAGAGUGGCCUGAGAACAGUCCUCUACAGCAUCGCUCUUUCUGGAGCGAGACUGGCACCCACACGCAGAAUCCCAUUGCCAACAUGGACGAGCUGGGCAAAGACUUGCUGCUGAAAUUCCUGUGUUUCAAGCCGAUGAAGAGACUUUCUGCCGCGGAAGCCCUGGAGCAUCCCUACUUCAGGACUGAGACAGAAGCCCUGGAGCAUCCCUACUUCAAGACUGAGGCAACGAGCCGAGUCGUAGAGGUGUGGCCUUGAAGGAAAAAAGGAUCUGACCUGCACACGACGGCCCCGCCCCAUCGCUGCCUUAUCAACCAUCGAACGCACGUCCUUCGUGUUUAUCAUGA
Messenger RNA from Acipenser ruthenus (sterlet), 1170 nucleotides. RefSeq names its product cyclin-dependent kinase 6-like. The transcript has 8 exons. NCBI's taxonomy places the organism in Eukaryota, Metazoa, Chordata, Actinopteri, Acipenseriformes, Acipenseridae. Bases 95 to 1081 code for a protein of 328 amino acids. Gene Ontology annotation, molecular function: cyclin binding; cyclin-dependent protein serine/threonine kinase activity; ATP binding. The record is from RefSeq and is a predicted model, not a curated record. Gene Ontology annotation, biological process: signal transduction; regulation of G2/M transition of mitotic cell cycle; regulation of gene expression. Gene Ontology annotation, cellular component: cyclin-dependent protein kinase holoenzyme complex; nucleus; cytoplasm.